AUGGAUAGACCUCUUGAUGCCAAUUGGACUAACGAAGACUACGAAAUAAAAGAACAGGACCGUUUCUUACCUAUAGCUAAUGGGAGAGUAAUGAAACUGGCAUUACCACCUCAUGGAAAACUUUCUAAAGAAUCCAAGGUGUGUAUCCAAGAAUGUGUCAGUGAGUUUAUAUCAUUUGUUACUAGUCAAGCUGUUGAUAAAUGUAAGAUAGAGAAACGUAAGACUUUGAAUGGGGAAGAUAUUUUAUGGGCAAUGUAUACAUUAGGGUUUGAAAACUACUCAGAGACUUUAAAAAUAUAUUUGGCUAAAUAUAGAGAGUUUGAACAACAAGAGGCAGAAAAGAAACCCCAAAGAAGGAGAAGAAAAAGACCUGAUGAAGAAAAAUUCGAUUAUGAAUCUGACUUCUUGUCAGAAGAUAUAAGUCCAACUAAUUCAGACGGUAAUCCAGACUAUUUGAAAAUCAAUGAAUUAACCAAUGGGUUGAAUCCCAAUUUCACUUUCAACGAUAAUAAUUUGACAGAGUUCAAUAUGAGUCAAAGACCAUCCGUCAACAAUUAUUUACUUCUCCCAUCGAGUAAUGCCAACUCUAGGCGGCAAUCCAGAAAUAAUGAUAUCAAUAACUUCGAGGAAUUCGUCGAACGAAUGGAUUAG
This is a messenger RNA of Yamadazyma jaroonii, 651 nucleotides long. The record is from the annotation of a GenBank genome assembly. NCBI's taxonomy places the organism in Eukaryota, Fungi, Ascomycota, Pichiomycetes, Serinales, Debaryomycetaceae.